Molecule: messenger RNA, 1527 nt
Organism: Penicillium atrosanguineum
Lineage: Eukaryota; Fungi; Ascomycota; Eurotiomycetes; Eurotiales; Aspergillaceae
Exons: 13
Coding region: 1-1527 (508 amino acids)
Biological process (GO): transmembrane transport; carbohydrate transport
Cellular component (GO): membrane
Molecular function (GO): carbohydrate:proton symporter activity
Source: RefSeq, a predicted model, not a curated record
AUGACUUUGACGGGGCGCCCAUUGGCUUGGGCUAUUACGGCCACUGCUGGCAGCGGUUUCUUGCUUUUUGGGUAUGACCAAGGUGUCAUGUCUGGUUUGUUGACCGGCGACGCCUUUGUCGCGAGGUUCCCCGAAAUCGACACGACAAAGUCCGGUCAUGGCAGUUCUUCCUUACAGGGAACAGUUGUUGCUAUUUAUGAGAUUGGAUGCUUUCUCGGUGCCAUUAUUUCAUUGUUCGUCGGUGAGAGACUUGGCCGCCGCAAGUGCAUUAUGGCGGGAUGCGUUAUCCUGAGUAUCGGGGCUGCUCUUCAGUGCAGUGCCUAUAGCAUCCCGCAUCUGAUUGUUGGUCGUAUCAUUGCUGGUGUCGGCAAUGGUCUCAACACUAGUACUAUCCCUGUUUGGCAUUCCGAAUUGAGUAAAGCAGCAAGUCGUGGCAAAGGACUAGCUAUUGAGUUGGCUAUUAACAUCUUCGGCGUCAUGCUUUCAUAUUGGGUUGACUACGGAUUCUCAUACAAUUCAAGCGAGGCUCAGUUCCGCUUGCCCAUCGCUCUCCAAAUUCUCUUCGCCAUUUUGACCUUGAUCGGCAUUGUGUUCCUUCCAGAAUCCCCUCGUUGGCUCAUCAAGCAUGGGAAUGAAGACAAAGCCCGUCAUAUCAUCUGGAGGCUCCAAGAUAACGCCAAAGCGAUUGACGAGAACGAUGCCAUUGUCAACACUGAUGUGAGAGAAAUCUCACAAGCUAUCAGAGAGGAAGAGGAUGUAUCAGAGGAAAGCUCGUUUAAGCUCCUCUUCUCAAAUAACCAACAACGCUAUUUGUACCGCACCCUUCUGGGGAUGGGUGGACAAAUGAUGCAGCAAAUUUCCGGUAUCAACCUGAUUACCUACUAUGCUACUGUAAUUUUCGAAGAUUCAGUUGGAAUGGACCAUAACACUGCCCUUCUGCUGGCUGGAUUCAACGGUGUCGCCUACUUCUUCUCUUCUAUGGUUCCUAUUUGGGUUAUAGAUCGACUGGGUCGUCGUAAGUUGAUGAUGUUUGCUGUGCUCGGUCAAGGUGCGUGCAUGGCCAUCCUGGCAGGAACCAUAUGGGAUGGCGGACACGCCGCUGGAUUAGUCGCGACCGUAAUGCUGUUCUUGUUCAACUUCUUCUUCGGAGUUGGUCUUCUAGCCAUUCCCUGGUUACUGCCCGCGGAGUAUUCUCCUCUUGCCAUUCGAACUCGCUCAGCUGCUUUGGCAACAGCAACUAAUUGGAUUUGCACUUUCUUGGUUGUGGAGAUUACGCCUGUCAGCAUUCACAAUAUCGGCUACCGCACCUACAUUUACUUCGCCAUCUUCAACUUCUGCUUCUUCCCUCUCAUCUACUAUUUCUACCCAGAGCCUCGGAACCUCACCUUGGAGCAGAUCGAUCGUCUAUUCACUGGUGAGAAGGUUCAGCUUCACUGGCACCCAUCGAUGGGCAUGGCCGGCGAUGUCGAGACCCGAGUGGCCAAUGGAAAGGACUUGGAGGCUGUCGAUGCUGAACAUAUUGAGUAG